CUGUUUUCCAUACUGCUUCCUUUCUUCCUCGACAUUCGAUUUCCAUCUCAUCACAUAAAACCGGAAUAAUGUCUACUGCUGGCAAGACUAUUACCUGUAAGGCCGCCGUCGCCUGGGAGGCCGGCAAGCCUCUGUCCAUUGAGGAUAUCGAGGUUGCUCCUCCAAAGGCCAACGAGGUCCGAAUCCAGAUCUACUACACUGGUGUUUGCCACACAGAUGCCUACACACUCUCUGGCAAGGACCCCGAGGGUGCUUUCCCCAUUGUCCUUGGACACGAGGGUGCCGGUAUUGUCGAGUCCAUUGGUGAGGGCGUCACCAACGUCAAGGUUGGUGACCACGUCGUCGCUCUCUACACCCCCGAAUGCAAGGAGUGCAAGUUCUGCAAGUCCGGAAAGACCAACCUUUGCGGUAAGAUCCGAGCCACCCAGGGCAAGGGUCUGAUGCCCGACGGCACCUCUCGAUUCAAGUGCAAGGGCAAGGAUCUGCUUCACUUCAUGGGCACUUCCACCUUCUCCCAGUACACCGUCGUCGCCGAUAUCUCCGUCGUUGCCAUUGAGCACGACGCUCCCAUGGACCGAACCUGUCUGCUCGGCUGCGGUAUCACCACCGGUUACGGUGCUGCCACCAUCACCGCCAACGUCCAGGCUGGCGACAACGUUGCCAUCUUCGGUGCCGGCUGUGUCGGUCUCUCAGUUGUCCAGGGUGCUGCCGCUCGCAAGGCUGGCAAGAUCAUCGUUGUUGACGUCAACCCUUCCAAGAAGGAGUGGGGUGAGAAGUUCGGUGCUACUGACUUCGUGAACCCCACCGAGCUCGGUGACCAGUCCAUCCAGGACAAGCUUAUCGAGAUGACCGACGGUGGUUGUGACUACACCUUUGACUGCACUGGUAAUGUUGGUGUCAUGCGCGCUGCCCUCGAGGCCUGCCACAAGGGUUGGGGUGAGUCCAUCGUUAUCGGUGUUGCCGCUGCUGGCCAAGAGAUUUCCACACGACCAUUCCAGCUUGUUACUGGCCGAGUGUGGCGAGGAUGUGCUUUCGGCGGUGUCAAGGGCCGUUCUCAGCUGAACGAUCUCGUUGCCGACUACAAGAAGGGUGACCUCAAGGUUGACGAGUUCAUCACCCACCGCAAGACCCUCGGCGAGAUUAACAACGCUUUCGACACAAUGAAGCAGGGUGACUGCAUCCGUGCUGUCGUCGACAUGCAAAAGCUCGAGCCUAAGAUUUAAUGACCCAAAAUGUAGUAUAAACAAAUGAUAAUCAAAAUUUUAUGUUGAAUGACAAAA
Fusarium graminearum PH-1 is the source of this 1280-nucleotide messenger RNA. RefSeq names its product S-(hydroxymethyl)glutathione dehydrogenase. Gene Ontology annotation, biological process: formaldehyde catabolic process. NCBI's taxonomy places the organism in Eukaryota, Fungi, Ascomycota, Sordariomycetes, Hypocreales, Nectriaceae. Gene Ontology annotation, cellular component: cytosol. The transcript is spliced from 5 exons. Bases 69 to 1223 code for a protein of 384 amino acids. Gene Ontology annotation, molecular function: zinc ion binding; S-(hydroxymethyl)glutathione dehydrogenase [NAD(P)+] activity. The record is from RefSeq and is a predicted model, not a curated record.